AGCGCAAGAGAGCUUGGAGUCGGAUGCAAGCUAUACUACAGCGGAUCUAAAGAUGGACGAAAUGGAGUGGGAAUAAUUUUGCAGGAGAAGUGGAGGGAGAAGGUGAUAGAAGUAGAUAGGGUUAGCAACAGAUUGAUGAAGCUGAAGAUGGUGAUAGGGCGAGAAGCAAUGAAUGUAAUAUCAGCGUAUGCUCCACAGACGGGAUGCACAUAGGAUGAUAAGGAUGCAUUCUAUGAGCAGUUGGAAGCAGUGCUAAUACAAAUCCUCGAGACAGAGGGAGAGAUCUUAAUAGUGGGAGCAGACCUGAAUGAGCAUGUCGGAGUGGAGGCGGCGGGGUACACAGAAGAACAUGGUGGAUAAGGGUAUGACAUAGACAUAGACACAGACCAGUCUUAAUGUAUGGAGCGGAAACCUGGGCCAUAUGAAGAAAGGAGGAAAUGAGGUUGCAGAGAACGGAGAUGAGGAUGUUGUGUUGGAUACUGGGAGUUUCAUUGAUAGAAAGAAGAACAAAUGAGAAGAUUUGGUAUGUUUGGAAUAAAGAAGGAGAUACCAGACAAUCUAGCUUUGAACUAUACAGGAGUAACCUUUGCACUAGUCGGGGCUAUUCUGUUCAUUUUCAUUAAGAGUGAAGGAGGCGGACCAAUGAGAGUGGCCACAAGGCUGGACAGUGCUACUGAGCCACUAAUUGUGAACCCGGUUGGGGAUCUACCCCAUGACCUUGCACGGGACCGGCCUCUUGCCACGACAUGUGUCGAGCCAGCCGAUCCAGAUGAGACAUCCAUAGACAGAUUGCAACCUUCGACAAAACGUGUCGUAGGAGUGUCACUAUCAGUUAUCUCUGGCUUGUUUUACGGAGUCACGUUUGUUCCAGUAAUCUACAUACAGGACAAUUAUAAAGACUCCAGCCAAAAUGGGCUGGAUUACGUGUUUGCUCACAUGAACGGCGUGCUACUGACAAGCUGCGUCACAUUCAUCGCUUACUGUGCAGUGAUGCGGAAUCGCCCACGCGUCUACCCGCGCGCCAUCUUGCCCGGCCUCGUGUCCGGAGCGAUGCUCGCAUGCGGCGUCACUGGCUGGUUCAUAGCCAAUCAGGUGCUCACCGAGACCAUCAGCUUUCCCAUCAUCACUACGGGGCCGGGAGUCAUAGCAGCAUUGUGGGGAGUAUUCGUCUUCAGAGAAAUACAGGGAAAAAGAAACUAUUUGAUUUUACUUCUAGCAAUGUGUUUUAUUCUGACUGGUGCUCUUCUGUGUGCCUUCUCUCUGUAGUUUUGUAAACACUUUCUUCAUGAAUGUGUGCAAUAUUUCCGGUGCUGUCUGCAUUCUCUGUAGGUACGUACAAUAUCUAUACAGCUGUAUGGCAUUCUACUACUCUAGCUCAGCAUCCAAGUCCUGUAGCAUGUUAUCUUGGUACAGUCUCAUAGUUUCCUGCAAAGGACCCGUUGUAAGAACCAUCAUGAACCGUACGUAGUACAACGUAAAGUUGUAAUGUCAAAAGUACAAUAAUAUUGUUUAUGUACUUCUGAUUACAUAAGUGUAGGGUGUCAUACCUUUUGCUCAUGAAGUGUUGUCUUGUGCAAGUGCAUUGUAGAUUCAUGAUAGUUGUAACUAUUUGUUAGAACGUUUCUGACAACGGGCUCCUGUUGUACUGUACUAUUCAUCAAUGGUCAAUUAAACCAAUAAUUUUUUGGUCUAUUUUAUUCUAUCCAUCAAAAGUGAGAUGAGGUAACUUUAGCUAUAUGGUGUGAUACGCCCACAUGUAUAAAGGGAAGAAAGAGAUUUCGAGACAAUUAGGUCUAAUAUUUGAGACGUUUUAGUUUUACAUUCAAAGAUUUGUGUCGCUUGUAUGAUAUGUGCACAUGCCUAAAAUAUAUGCAGUAUUGGUGAAUGAGGGCAAAGAGGUAUAUUUUAAACGUGGACGAGAUUCUUUUCUUAGGUAGCAUAACAACUAACUGGGUUGUUGCAUUUUCAAAGUGUAAACACUUGCCCUAACCGUGGAUUAGAACAUAGUAAUAUUCAAAAUCAUAUGCUAUAUAUAGAUAUAUAUUAUUUAUUGAAUGCAAUGGGGAAUUCUAUACAUAGUUUAUAUUUUCCAUAAAUAAAAUCGCUCAGUUAAUACUUUGUAGCAUGCCAAAAUUUCA
This is a messenger RNA of Priapulus caudatus, 2138 nucleotides long. RefSeq names its product transmembrane protein 144-like. Gene Ontology annotation, molecular function: carbohydrate transmembrane transporter activity. The coding region runs from base 511 to 1266 and encodes 251 amino acids. NCBI's taxonomy places the organism in Eukaryota, Metazoa, Priapulida, Priapulimorpha, Priapulimorphida, Priapulidae. Gene Ontology annotation, cellular component: membrane. The record is from RefSeq and is a predicted model, not a curated record. Gene Ontology annotation, biological process: carbohydrate transmembrane transport. The transcript has 8 exons.